GCUUCGGCGGGAUUCGUCAUUUCCCAAAGCGGCAGGCUUGAGCUCGGCUGCGAGAGAGCCAGCGAGCGUCGCGUCGAAACCGUUAAAUAUAGACGCGUUUCAGAAGAUGAGCGCGUCGGAGACAUAACACACCAUCGACCGAUGGCGAUGGAAGACGGACUGGUGUCUGAAGACGAUAUCUUGCUUCGCUCAGAGAAGGAGUUUCACGAUGCUGCAAAGAGGAACGACACUGAGAGAAUGCAGGAGCUCAUCAGAAGAGGGGUGGACAUCAAAGUUAAAAAUAAGAUGGACCGUAAGGCGUUGCACUGGGCAGCAGGAGCCGGCAGCGAACAGGCAGUGCGUCUGCUGCUGGACCACGACAUGGAGGUGGACGAUACGGACAGCUUCGGUAUGAACGCUCUGCUCUUGGCGGCGUGGUUUGGUCACCUCUCAAUCCUGAAGAUCCUUGUCUCGACUGGUGCGAAGCUCACCUGUGAAAACAAAAAUGGCUUGAAUCUCUUGCACUGUGCUGCCCAGAGGGGUCACAUCAGUAUUUUGGAGUAUAUUAUGGAAGAUCUGGAAAACGUGCAGCUUAAUAAAGUCGACAAGUCAGGUAAGACAGCGUUUCAUUUGGCCGCAGAGCACGGACACCCGGAGGUGGUGGAGUUUCUCAUCGGUAUGGGGUGUGCUCAUGACCUCAAGGACAAGGAAGAAAACACUGCACUGCACUUGGCAGCGAAGCAAGGCCACAGCGACGUCCUACAGAAGAUCAUGGAGACCGGGGAGAGCAUUGAUGAAAAAAACAUUGAUGGCAUGACGGCUUUACAUUUGUCAGCUGAAGGAGGGCAUUAUGAAAGUAUCAGACUCUUGCUGGAGGCUGGCUGCAAUAUCAACGAACUUACUCAUACUAACAGGACAGCUCUUCAUCUGGUGGCCCAGCAUGGCUCAGGAAGAGAGGUCAAACUGCUGGUACAGGCUGGGAUCAAUCUGGAUUCAGUGGAUACACAACAUACUUCAGCUCUGCACCUGGCAGUGCUCAACAACUCCACGGGAAUAGUCAAGGAUCUCAUCGAUGCGGGAUGCGACCUGGACAUCUUUGACAGCCGGCUUCAAACUGCUUUGCACGUAGCAGCAGAACACGGACAGCAGAACAUCGCCGAGAUGAUCCUGAUAUCCGGGGUCAACCUCAAUCUGCUCGACAAGCAGGGAAAGACGUCAUUGGACGUUGCAGCACGAGGCAACCACGUCAAUGUCGUUGACAUGAUUAUCAAAGCUGACAGAUUUUACAAAUGGGAGAAGGAAAAUGUGACGAGUGACUCUGACUCUUUGGUGGGAAUGAGUCUUACCUUUAAGCAAGAUCAUCGACAGGAGACCCAACAUAUUCGAUCUGUCCUGUGGAAACUUGCCUCCAAAUAUCUCAAACCAGGCGAGUGGAAAACACUGGCUCGGCACUGGAAGUUCUCGGACGCACAUAUUCGAGCCAUUGAGCACCAAUGGACAGGUACAAAGAGCUACAAGGAGCACGGGCACAGGAUGCUCCUCAUCUGGCUGCACGGAGUGAUCACCGCUGGAGAAAACCCCAUCAAGGGCUUAUACGAAGGUCUGACUGGAAUCUCAAGGAUUGAUUUGGCAGAAAGCAUGCGACAGCAGGCAAAUGCGGAUACAUCCUCUGCUAAAAAAUGCUCUACAAUGUGAAGUGAGAUUUUUUGAGAACGGUCUGAGCACGUACCAACCAGGAGAUGCGAUGCUCUCGUCAAAUACACAACACUAAUGAAACACAAAUACUCCCUAAAUACAUCCUCAGUGAUGUAACUGAGAGGAAAACCACCAAGAGCAAAUAUUUACAGCAAACAUGACUUUGGACAGAAACAAUAUGUUUCCGUGGAACCAUUCAUAUUGAGAAAAUAUGACAGAGUGCUUUUUUUCUUUUCUUUUUUAGGAGAACAGUUAGAUUUUUCUCCCGCCAAGCAAUAACAUUUUUGGUCAUGCUGAAUUUCCGGUUCAUUUUUACAGCCGCAUGUCCUCCUGUCCUUCAUUUAUUUGUAGUUGCAGCUUUUCUGCUGUAAUUGUUAUUUUUAAGAUUAGAAACAAAGACAAUACUAAUGCAGCCGCAUUGCUCAGGAUACUGUGAAACACAUUUUAUAUGUGUUUAAAGGUGUGUGAUCAUCCUGUUCAUCGUGGGAUUCGUUUUGUUUUUAAUAUGUACAAAUGUUCGUAUAUGAAAGCGGGACACAAGAGAGGACAAGAUGCAACGAAAUGAAAAGAACAAACUGCUGCAGUAUUUUAUGCAGAUUAGGGCUGGGUUGACGUCAAUUGUUUUUUUUUUCGGAGUAAAUCCCAAUAAGCUUUGUGCUUUGUUACUUUUGCUAAAAAAAACAAAGUCUUAGCUUUUAAAUUUCUCAAUUAAAUUUAAUAAAGCGCCUCAUUCCCAGACGCAA
This is a messenger RNA of Puntigrus tetrazona (Sumatra barb), 2417 nucleotides long. RefSeq names its product ankyrin repeat and death domain containing 1A (gene ankdd1a). Gene Ontology annotation, biological process: protein localization to ciliary inversin compartment; signal transduction. Gene Ontology annotation, cellular component: ciliary inversin compartment. Gene Ontology annotation, molecular function: protein binding. The record is from RefSeq and is a predicted model, not a curated record. The transcript is spliced from 15 exons. Lineage: Eukaryota; Metazoa; Chordata; Actinopteri; Cypriniformes; Cyprinidae. Bases 142 to 1674 code for a protein of 510 amino acids.